AUGCCUUGCAAUGCAGUUGCUGGACCGGUGCUGCGUCACACUAGUCCCUGCCAGCGCCCUGACCUGUCCAAGGAGGUGCUGCUGUCAAUCGCGCGCGACGAGGAGAAGCGCGCGGUGGUGGAGACUUCCUUGGCGCGCGACAGCAGCUUCCAUGGACGUACGGCGCUGGGCUCAGAGCCGGCCACGCUUAUUUUGUUUCCUCACGUCAGUGCUCAGAAUUUCAGAUUACUGUUGCCCUGGAAUCCAGAAUCCAUUCCUGUGUACUCAGCCAUGGCCACGGCCUGCAGCGUGGUGUUGCUAUCCCCUCCCUCCUACUGCCCGUGCUCUGGGGUUCGGCCGGAGAAGUUGGAGCUUCCGUCGCGCGAUAAUGGAACCCAAGCUAUUCAAAGCAUCAAGGCUGCUGCUGUGACUGAACCUGAGGAUGAGCUUGCUGUGUUACUGAGAAGCGCAGUGAUGGAAGACAACACAGUGAUAAUGACCUUCACGAACAAGGCUUGGACGGCGUCUGGCUCGCUGCUGGAUCUCUUCAUGGAGAGCUUCCGUGAAGGGGACAAGACGGAGCCCCUGCUGAAGCACCUCAUCAUCGUGGCCGUCGACGACAAGGCCUUCGAGCAGUGCAAGCUGGUGCACCCAUUGUGCUACUUCCUCGAAGUGGGCGGCGUCAACCUGACGAGGGAGCAGGCGUACAUGAGCAAGGACUACCUGGAGAUGAUGUGGGCGAGGAACAAGUUCCAGACCCGUGUCCUGGAGCUCGGCUACGCCUUCCUCUUCACGGACAUGGACAUCCUGUGGUUCCGAAACGCUCUGCUGCACGUCCCCGUGGGCGCCGACAUCACCAUCUCCAGCGACAAGUACCUCGGCGACGACCCGUAUGACCUGGAGAAGAACGCCAAUGGCGGGUUCGUCUACGCCAGGCCGAACCCGAGGACGAUUGGCUUCUUCAAGGGUUGGUACCAGGCGAGAUCUGGGCGCAUGAACGAACAAGCCGUGUUUGACAAGAUGAAGCGUGAGCUGUCGCUGCAGCACGGCGUGGAGGUGCACUUCAUUGAUACGGCCUACUGCGGCGGCUUCUGCCAGCCCAAGAAGGACUUCCGCCGGCUCUGCACGUUCCACGGAAACUGCCUCAGAGGGCUGAGCCUGAAGCUGGAGCGUCUCCGGGGCGUCAUGGGUGAGUGGAAGCAGUUCAAAAUUGCGAGGCAGGAGGAGCUUGCCAAUAAAAACAAGACUUUAUCGGCAUGA
Lolium rigidum is the source of this 1239-nucleotide messenger RNA. RefSeq lists its product as uncharacterized. Lineage: Eukaryota; Viridiplantae; Streptophyta; Magnoliopsida; Poales; Poaceae. The record is from RefSeq and is a predicted model, not a curated record. Bases 1 to 1239 code for a protein of 412 amino acids. The transcript has 4 exons.